Aedes aegypti (yellow fever mosquito) is the source of this 652-nucleotide messenger RNA. Its product is annotated as pheromone-binding protein-related protein 6. The record is from RefSeq and is a predicted model, not a curated record. Gene Ontology annotation, molecular function: odorant binding. Lineage: Eukaryota; Metazoa; Arthropoda; Insecta; Diptera; Culicidae. The coding region runs from base 121 to 576 and encodes 151 amino acids. Gene Ontology annotation, biological process: sensory perception of smell. The transcript is spliced from 2 exons.
UUUUGGUAUGCUAACAGAAACAGUGAUCUAGCUCCAUGAAAAAGGUAGCAUAAAACAGCCAGGUUGGCAUAGAAAUCAGUGCAGUGUAAUCGUGUCCAAGUUACUAAUUAGAAAAAAAAGAUGUUUCGACCGUGCCUCUACUACUGCUGUAUACUGAUAGCAAUAUUCUGUUGGGUCCAGCCAUGGUUAGUUGGCGCAGCACCACAAAAAGCAGGAGAAUUUUCCCGAUCUAUGGGUAUCGAAAUGACGGCUAGUCAGCAUGGAGAAUGUGUCACCGAAACCGGUGUCAGCGAGGAGUCUAUAGCUCGGUUCAACGGACCGGAAAUAUUCGAGGAUGACGACAAACUCAAAUGUUACAUGGAUUGUAUGUUUCGCAAGUUUGGCGCAACCAAACCGGACGGCGAAGUUGACAUGAUUGAGGUUUAUCACAAAAUUCCAAAAGAGUUUAAUUCAGUUGCGCUGAUUGUCAAUAACAAGUGCCGAGACGCAAUCCAAGGAGCAAAUCAAUGUGAACGAGCCUUUUCGCAUCACAAAUGCUGGAAGCAGAUGGCACCAGAGCACUACUAUUUGUUUUAAGUCAACGCUAUUCAUGCUGUAUUACGUUUUUUUUAGUUCACGUAUCAAAGAAAUAAACAUACAAAUAAAACAAUGA